AGGUAGUGUUUUUUUGGCCGCUAUGACUCAUGAAUGAGGUUGUCCUCAUCCUCUUCUGCAGUUCUCUCCUCCUUUCAUCUCAGUUCUCUCUGAGGAGUACAACUCUCCUGACGGAAUAUGUGUCGAGUCGCCGAGUAAACUUGGAUUUUGGUCACUAUGUUGCGGGUCAUUGUCGAGUCUGCGAGCGGGAUUCCUAAAAAGAAAAUAGGAAACCCAGAUCCAAUUGCUACUGUUCUUUUUAGAGGUGAAAAGAAGAAAACAAAAGCAAUUAACAAUGACUUGAACCCAGUUUGGAAUGAAGUUCUUGAGUUUGAUCUGAAAGGCUCUCCUCUGGAUGCAUCCUCCUACAUUGAUGUGGUUGUAAAGGACUAUGAGACAAUUGGGAAACACAAGUUCAUUGGCUCUACAAAAAUCUCACUGAGUGAUUUGGCCAGUAGUCAAGUGAAGUCCCUGCCUUCUAAAAAUGUCCCUUUGAUCAAUGAGAAGCAGCAAAAUGUGGGGGCAACCAUUAAUUUGACCAUUGGGUAUGAGUCACCUUCUAGUCCAGACCUAAAUGAUCACACUAAUAUCAACGUCUCCCACGCAGAAGCAGGAGAUAAUGAGGAGGAUGAUGAGACACAGGAUGUUAUGGAUGGAGCUGGUCAGGUUGGAAGUUCAGGAAUGCCUCCUUUACCAAACCAACCUGGAAAACCAAGUCAUAAGUCGCAUCAUUUGAGUAGAAAGAGGAACAAGGUUCUGGCCAAUAAGCCUCAAGACUUCCAGAUUCGAGUUCGUGUUAUCGAGGGUCGUCAGCUGCCAGGCAACAACAUAAAGCCAGUGGUGAAAGUGAAUGUUUGCGGACAGACCCACAGGACCAGAAUCAGGAGAGGAAACAACCCAUUCUUCGAUGAGAUGUUUUUCUACAAUGUUAAUAUGCUGCCUUCAGAGCUUUUUGAUGAGAGCAUCAGUCUUCGAGUUUAUGACUCUUUCUCCCUCAGAGCGGACAGUCUCAUAGGAGAGUUCAAGCUGGAUGUUGGCUACAUCUAUAAUGAACCUGGUCAUUCUAUAAUGAGAAAAUGGCUGCUCCUGAGUGAUCUGGAGGAAUCCAGCACAGGGGCCAGAGGAUACCUGAAAGUCAGCAUUAUUAUUGUCGGCACUGGAGAUGACCCACCGAGUGAAAGAAGAGAGCUAAGCGAGGAGCAGGAUGAUAUAGAGAGUAAUCUUUUGGUUCCAGCUGGUGUCACGAUGCGAUGGGCCACUCUGAGCCUUAAAGUGUUUCGUGCAGAGGAUAUGCCACAGAUGGACGACGCCUUCGUUCAGACAGUGAAGCAAGUGUUUGGAGGGGAUGGAGACAAGAAGAAUUUGGUUGAUCCAUAUUUGGAAGUCACCUUUGCUGGAAAGAAGUUCUGCACCAAAAUAAUCGAAAAAAAUGCAAAUCCAGAGUGGAACCAAGUCAUCAGUCUUCAGGUCAAAUUUCCAUCCAUGUGUGAACGCAUCAAACUGACCAUGUAUGACUGGGAUCGUCUAAGCAAGGAUGACGCCAUUGGAACAACAUUUUUGAAUUUGAGCAAAAUGUCUUGCUCUGGUGGGGAAAUUGAAGAUACCAGGACUGAAACUUCAAACACAGCCUCUGAAUUGAGCCCUUCAGCAUCAGAGGGGGGGUUUCUCCCUGCUUUUGGACCCUGCUAUGUCAACCUGUAUGGAAGCCCCAGAGAGUUCACCGGCCUGCCCGACCCUUAUGAAGAGCUGAACUUUGGGAAUGGAGAAGGAGUCGCCUAUAGGGGGAGGGUCCUUGUUGAACUUUCCACUCAGGUGGAUGGAAAAGUUGAUAAGAAUGUGGAUGAUAUCUGCAGUGAUGACAUCCUAGUGGCACAGAAAUACCAGCGCAGGAGGAAGUACUCCCUCUGCGCCGUUUUCCACAGUGCUUGCAUGCUCCAAGAGCCGGGUGAGCCAAUCCAGUUUGAGGUCAGCAUGGGUAACUAUGGCAACAAACUGGAUUCCACCUGCAAGCCAUUGGCGUCCACCACCCAGUACAGCUUUGCUGUGUUUGACGGUAACCACUACUAUUACCUGCCCUGGGCGGACACAAAGCCGGUUGUGAUUCUCACGUCAUACUGGGAAGAUAUCAGCCACCGCCUGGACGCUGUCAAUGUUCUCCUCUUUAUUGUUGAUCAACUGGAGUCCCAUCUAACUUCUCUGAAGAAAGAAAUUCAGGCCAAAGUGUCUGAGGCACAGCUGACAGAGGUUCUGCUCAGACUGCUCAACCAUUUGAUUGAGAACAUCAACAACCUUCAGCUUCCAGCACUGGAAGGUCAGCACAACAUCACAGACCUCGAUCUCCAAAUAAAAAGUCUGCGCGAGGCUGCUUUAGUCAGUAUCAGAGCGGCGGCCUGUCAGAUGGCAGAAGAGACCCUGGAUGUCAAGUCAGUUGUUGGAGACAUUGAAGAGUGGCUUGAGAGAAUCAAACUGCUUGCAGAUGAGGCUCAGAACAGCAUGCCAGAUGUGAUCAUAUGGAUGCUGAGAGGGGAGAAGCGAGUGGCAUACGCCCGAGUCCCAGUCCACCAGAUCUUGUACUCUAACUAUAGCGAGCAAGCUUGUGGCAGACACUGUGGAAAAAGUCAGACCGUCUUUAUGCAGUACCCCAUGGACAAAAACAAAGGAGUGAAGAUCCCCGUUCAGUUGCGCAUCAACAUGUGGUUAGGUCUCUCUGCUUAUGAGAAGAAAUUCAACAGUUUCUCAGAGGGCAACUUCAGUGUAUAUGCUGAAAUGUACGAGAACCAGGCUCAGGUGUUUGGGAAGUGGGGAACCACCGGCCUGGUGGGUCGCCACAAGUUCUCAGAUGUGACCGGCAAAGUGAAGCUCAAACAGGAGCGCUUUCUGCCUCCACGAGGAUGGGAGUGGGAGGGAGACUGGUUUGUUGAUCCAGAGCGAUGCCUCUUGACAGAAGCCGACGCGGGGCAUACAGAGUUCAUAGAUGAAGUUUUUCAGAACGAAACACGUUUCCCAGGUGGAGAGUGGAAACCUGCUGCGGAGGCUUACACGGACGUGAAUGGAGAAAAAGCUCAGAGUCCCGAAGAGUUUGAAUGUCCACCUGGUUGGAACUGGGAAGAUGUCUGGAGCUUUGACAGCGACAGAGCUGUUGAUGAGAAGGGUUGGGAAUAUGGAGUGAUAAUUCCACCUGAUGAUAAACCCAAAUCCUGGGUUGCAGCAGAGAAGAUGUACCACAAUCACCGCAGGAAGAGACUAAAACGAAAAAGAAGGAAGAUUUCUGACAAAGUUACUGCAACUGAGAAAAGAGAACCAGGGGAAGGCUGGGAGUACUCCUCUCUGAUUGGCUGGAAGUUUCACAGAAAGGAGCGCUCUUCCGACACGUUCCGGCGCCGGCGCUGGAGGAGAAAGAUGGUCCCUUCGGACUGCAUUGGAGCCUCUGCCAUCUUCAGACUCGAGGGAGCCCUAGGGGUUGAUGUUGAUGAAAAGGCCAGUAAAACGGAUGCAGCCAAGCCAUUUGGUGCCAACACACCCACAGUUUCCUGCCAUUUUACCCGUUUCUAUCUUUACCACCUUAGGGUUUACGUCUACCAAGGAAGAAAUCUCUGUGCAAUGGACAAGGACAGUUUUUCAGAUCCCUAUGCCCAUGUGUCAUUUCUGCAUGUCAGCAAGACGACAGAAGUCAUAAGAACCACACUGAACCCCAUGUGGGACCAGACUCUCAUCUUUGAGGACAUCGAGAUCUUUGGAGACCCACAGACGAUUGAACGCAACCCUCCAAAUGUGGUCUUUGAGCUUUAUGACAGCGAUCAAGUGGGAAAGGAUGAGCCGAUGGGUCGCUGCAUGUGCCCCCCUGUAGUAAAACUCCCAAGUAAAAGCCAGAGUUUGUCUGACAGUUUGAAACUGCAAUGGCUUCCAGUCACUAAAAAAGGUUGCAGUGCUGGGGAGGUGCUUGUUGCUGCUGAGCUUAUACUAAAGGAGAAGGGCGACGAUAAGGAUCUUCCUCUGGUGCCUCCUCGACGGGGGGGGAACCUCUACAUGGUUCCUCAAGGAAUCAGGCCAGUUGUUCAGCUAACUGCAAUUGAGGUUCUGACUUGGGGCUUAAGGAACAUGAAGACCUUUCAGCUAGCCGCAGUGUCGUCCCCCAGUCUGAUAGUGGAGUGUGGCGGGGAGAUGGUUCAAACGGCUGUUAUCAAAAACUUCAAAAAGCAUCCAAACUUUCCUGGAUCUGUGCUCCUCCUCAAAGUGCUCCUGCCUAAGGAAGAGAUGUACGCCCCUCCGAUUGUACUGAAAGUAGUCGAUCACAGACCAUUCGGCAGAAAACCAGUGGUGGGUCAGUGCACCAUUGACUGUCUGGAGCAGUUCCGCUGUGAUCCAUACCGCCCUAACAGUGAUGUCUGCAUGUCAGCCAGAGUGGCCAUGAUAACUGCUGCCCAAGGAGAUGUUGUCAUAGACAUUGAGGAAGGAAACGUUUUAAAAACUCAGAUUAAAGAAGCAAAGGAGGACGAGACAGUAGACUGGUGGAGUAAGUUCUACGCCUCUGUUGGAGAGCAUGAAAAAUGCGGACCUUACCUAAAACUGGGAUAUGACACGCUACAGGUUUAUGACACUGAAUUAGAAGAGAUCCCAGAGUUCCAGGGUCUGACUGAUUUCUGCAGCACUUUCAAGCUUUACCGUGGAAAGACCGAAGACGAGGAGGAAGAUCCCUCUGUGGUGGGAGAGUUUAAGGGUUCCUUCAGGAUUUACCCUCUGCCUGACCAAGGGGAGCGCGCUCCACCUCUCCAGUUCAGAGAGCGUCCUGAGCUCGGACCACAGGAGUGCCUGGUCAGAAUAUAUGUGGUGCGCGGCAUUGACCUGCAACCCAAGGAUACAAAUGGCCUGUGUGACCCGUACAUUAAGAUAACGCUUGGGAGAAAAACAAUUGAUGACAGGGAUAGUUACAAACCAAACACCCUCAAUCCAGAGUUUGGAAGGAUGUUUGAGCUGUCCUGCUUCCUCCCUCUGGAAAAGGAUUUGAAGAUCGCUGUGUUUGACUUUGACUUACUGAGCAAAGAUGAAAAAGUUGGCGAGACGGUCAUCGACUUGGAGAACAGGUUCCUGUCUUGUUUCAGGUCUUGCUGUGGGCUGCCACAGACAUACUGUGUGUCUGGAAUAAAUCAGUGGAGAGAUCAAUUGAGACCUUCCCAGAUCCUCCAAAAUUUGGCUAAAGAAAAAUCCCUUCUUCCUCCACACAUAGACGAAAAUGGAAGCUCUCUAUCUUUUGCUGGAAAACAAUACAAACUGCAAGAUUAUGAGAAAAACUCUGUGAUCCACCAACAUUUGGGACCAGCUAGAGAGAGACUGGCCCUGCAUGUCCUUAGAGACCAGGAUUUUGUUCCUGAACAUGUGGAAACCAGAACCCUGCACAGUUCGCACCAACCCAAUCUCCCUCAGGGAAAGAUUCAAAUGUGGGUAGAUAUUUUCCCCAAGAGUCAGGGCCUGCCUGGACCUCCAUGCGUUAUUACUCCUCGGAAAGCCAAAAAAUACUUCCUUCGAGUCGUCGUUUGGAACACCACAGAGGUCACUCUGGAUGAAACAAGUAUCACUGGAGAAAACAUGAGCGAUAUUUACGUUAAAGGGUGGAUGCCAGGAAUGGAAGAGAAUAAACAGAAGACAGAUGUCCAUUACAGAUCUCUGGAUGGCGAUGGAAAUUUUAACUGGAGGUUCAUCUUUGGGUUUGACUAUUUACCUGCAGAACAGCUGUGUGUUGCCUCAAUGAAAGAACAUUUUUGGAAUCUGGACAAAACCGAGCACAGGUUUCCUCCUAAAAUCAUCAUCCAAAUAUGGGACAAUGACAAAUUUUCACUUGAUGAUUACUUGGGCUCAGUUGAACUUGACCUGCUCAAUUUGAUGCCCCCUGCCAAGACUCCAGAAAAGUGCAGCCUGAAGAUGCUGUCAGGAAAGAUGAGAAAAGUCUCGUCUUCACUUUUCUCACAAAAGUCCGUGAGGGGCUGGUGGCCAUGUGCAGUUGAGAAAAAUGGGAAACACGAGCUUGGUGGCAAAGUGGAGAUGAUGCUGGAAAUUGUGGAAGAAAAAGAAAUGGAGGAGAGACCUGCUGGAAAAGGCAGAGACGAGCCAAACAUGAAUCCAAAACUGGAACCACCCAACCGCCCUGAUACUUCAUUUUUCUGGUUCACAAAUCCUUGCAAGACUAUGAAGUUCAUUAUAUGGCGCAGAUUCAAGUGGGUUUUCCUUGGACUGAUUCUCCUUUUGCUGGUUAUCCUGUUCCUUGGAAUCUUGUUCUAUUCCCUCCCUAAUUACAUCUCAAUGAAGAUCGUGAAGCCUUUCUCUUAAAAAAAAAAGAAGAAAAAAAAUGCAUUUCUACUGCAAAAUCUGCAGUCAUGCUCAAUGUUUCUAUAUGCAAUAAUUUACUUACAAAGCAUUUUUAUGUUACAGGUGCUCCUUUCCUUUCUCAAAAGGAAGCAUAACAUGUUAUUCAUAAGUUAAAAUGAUAAAAAUGCAAAAAUAAUUUUUGUUUUUUAUAUACAUUGAAUGUUUUUAAAUGUUGUAAUGUUCGAUGUCCUUUCUAUUUUUUUUUUUAAACAAAAUUUUACUACUCACAUUGUACUCAUACAGCUAUAUUUCAAAUAAGCUGAGAGCCUUACAGAUAAGAACUGGUUAACAUGCAGACUUUCAAUAAACAAUUUUAAAGUAAUAAUACAUGUUAAAACAGAAAAUCAUAACUUCUUUUAGUGACCACCAUUAAAUUAAUGAGAAUUUGGCAUUCCAAAAAAUUGGAAUGUACAAUAUUUGAUACAAAUCUAAUAUAAUUUUUUUCAAAUAAAGCUGUGGCUUGAUUUAAAA
Molecule: messenger RNA, 6810 nt
Organism: Xiphophorus maculatus (southern platyfish)
Lineage: Eukaryota; Metazoa; Chordata; Actinopteri; Cyprinodontiformes; Poeciliidae
Gene: myofl
Product: myoferlin
Exons: 54
Coding region: 157-6300 (2047 amino acids)
Biological process (GO): plasma membrane organization
Cellular component (GO): membrane
Source: RefSeq, a predicted model, not a curated record